Messenger RNA from Clavispora lusitaniae ATCC 42720, 2082 nucleotides. RefSeq names its product Bni4p (gene BNI4). Gene Ontology annotation, molecular function: actin binding. NCBI's taxonomy places the organism in Eukaryota, Fungi, Ascomycota, Pichiomycetes, Serinales, Metschnikowiaceae. Gene Ontology annotation, biological process: actin cytoskeleton organization. The record is from RefSeq and is a predicted model, not a curated record.
AUGAAGAAAAAAUCAACGCCAGCAUUCCUGGCGACAAAACUUGAAACUGCACCGGCUUCAGUACAACAAGAAGAGAAAAAGGUUCCUAAAGCAGUGAAACCUAUAGCAGCAGUGCCUCCAGCCUUAGGAAAACCGAAAGAAGCCCCUCAAACACCAGUUCCUCGUACUCCACAAACUUUCGAGUCUUCGGCUACAAUGGAGUCUGGUGGCACACCAGCCACAAUUGCAUUGAAUGGAGAAAAUACUAUUCGCGAGGUAGAUGAUUCGGACUAUUAUCCAAGAGGAUUUCCAGAUGUUUCUGAGAUGACAAUUGACGAGGAAAACCUUGAUUUAGACCCUCCAAAAAGACUCGAGAAUAGGAAGUACGGUGAAGAGGUUUCACUUGAACCUUUCGAUUCAUAUUCGCCAAAGAUACAGGCGCUAUUGGACCCCAAACAAAACAAUAAUAUAUUCGGGUCGCCAUUUGCAUUAUCGUACCACUCUCAAGCCAGCAGUCCUCAUGAAACACCAAAAAUAUCUGUGAUGCCUGUUUUCGAUCAUUCAAAGAAUUCGUCCAAAGAAUCCAAAGCACAAAUGAAUGUCAGCGAGCUGCUUGUUGGAGAAGCUUUGUUUCCCAAGUCUCUUCUGCCCCAUGAGGUUGAAAGUAUUGUUUCGCUUGAGCGUUCCCGGUCAAUGAAAUCUGUACGGUCGGGCAAGAGAAGCUCGUUCAUGAAUUAUGAUGGCUCGGAUGAAAACAUCAUUUUUGCCGAUUCUUCUUCGCAGAACGUCUCAGGUAUGAAAAGAUCAGGGUCCAUCUUGAAAAACUCACAUUCUACUUCUAGCAUAAUGUCUCCACUGAUCGAUGCUUCUUUAGAAGUAGCAGCCAUCUUGUCUGAAGUACAAAAUGCAGAAGCAGCAGAAGCAACAAAAGAGGCACAUACAUUGGCACCUCCACAACUUCCUGCCGCGCCAGCCUCAGAUGACUUUUUUGAGAAUUAUGAGGAUUUGAUUGAGUUUACUGAUUUUAUUGAUAUUGAAAAUCUUGAUUUCUCCUCUUCUCCUCUCCAGAGCAGUGCGAUUGAUGAAAGCGGAGAUGAUCAAGAACGAGACGCAGUUCACGCACAUAUGUUAGACCAGGCCCAUGCUGCGCAAUCUGCUCAAGUUAUUAAUACAGUUGAAAACCUGGAAUUUGCUUCGGAUGCAAAUGGAGUCCAAAACGGUAAAGACGUCCAAUCUAUCCAAGUACCCCCACCAAAUAAAACCAACGAAGCUAACAGAGCCUCUAUGCGACAGGAAGAACCUACAAUUAUAGUUGUUGACUCUGCGUCCGGGCUGGAACCACAGACGCCACCACCCCAGCCUGUGGACGAUGCAAACACACCUAAUUCAAUAAUUAAGUCACCAAUUCUUGACACGGCAUACCGUAUGGCUGUCAACGAAGCCGUGGCACGAGAAAGUCCAAGCACUGCCGCUCGGCCCAUCUCAAUGUCUUUCCGUGGCUUCAGCGGGCUGGCAUUGAAGAAUCAGCAGUUGCAUCAAUCGGGCUCCCAUCAACUGUUCCAUUUGGCUGACAGCCGUCUGAGCGACUCGCUUGCAGUGGGAGAAGGUUUCGGCUCUUCGGACGACGAGGAUGACGACGAAUACGAUGAUGAAAACGCGUACGGUGUCAGACCUCCGUCUCGUGAUUCUAAACAGGGACUCGGUUCAUCUGGAUCAUCAGCCAACCGUGCAGCGCAAACUUCGUCAAAAUACAGCGACCUUCAGCCACCGCAGGCAAUGCCAUUCCAUCACGACCGCAUUCCGUCAGUGUCGGACCACAGCACUACAUCUAGCCCACGGCUGUUUUCGUCAUUCAUCUCGCGCAUCCGCAAGUCUCCGAUGGCGCUGCCGCGGCCAACUUUCGGUAAAAAGGGUGUGAGAUUUUCGUCUAGGAUUAUUCUCUACGAUACGUUCGACGGAGAAGAGUACGACCGGCACCCAGAUGUUGCCACUUGUAAUCAGUUGACGCCGAUGUUGGCGCAACAAAUUAAAGACGAGUUGAAUGAAUUCAAGAGCGCCAUGGUCAUUCACAAAGACAGUCAGUGCAACACGCACUUUUUCUGA